This is a messenger RNA of Drosophila montana, 1172 nucleotides long. RefSeq names its product alpha-tocopherol transfer protein-like. The transcript has 6 exons. Gene Ontology annotation, cellular component: membrane. Bases 143 to 1009 code for a protein of 288 amino acids. Lineage: Eukaryota; Metazoa; Arthropoda; Insecta; Diptera; Drosophilidae. Gene Ontology annotation, molecular function: phosphatidylinositol bisphosphate binding. The record is from RefSeq and is a predicted model, not a curated record.
CCAGUCAGUUGGGCAGCAGACUUCAAACGCAACGGUUCGCUGCGCACGCAUUUGAAAACCGAUUCCGAUUCUGAUUCCGAUACCGAUUGCGAGUACACGAGUACGAGUACCUUUGUUUCGAUAACGAUACGAUAACUCAAGCAUGAGCGGCGAUAGUGAGAGUGAAAAUCAGCUGAGACGCGAUCGUGAUCUGGCCGAGCUUUGCGAAUGGUUUGCUUGCAAUGAGAAUCUGCCACAAGAAAUUGAGCCUCUACUGCUGCGCCGCUUUUAUCAGUGUAUGUACGGCCAUGUGGAGGACACCAAGAAGCUCAUCGAGGUGAACUAUGCUCUGCGCAACAAGCACCCGCAUCUGUUUAUCAAACGGGAUCCGCUGGACGACGACAGCCGUCGCACCUUUGACUAUGCGGAUAUAUUACCGCUGCCGGGACUGACGCCGGAUAACUACAAGGUGUCGCUCUACUGCUUCAAGGACUUUGAGCCGUCCAAGAUGCAUCACACAGAGGAUACGCGCGCAUUUUUUAUGGUCACCGACUGUCGCUUUAUAACGGUCGAUGAUCCGGCUCGACCCGAGCUGCUGUCGGAGGGCGAGGUGCAAAUCUUUGAUAUGAAGGGCACCACAAUGCGCCACAUAUCGCGUCUAACGAUUAGCACGCUGCGUGCCUAUAUCAAGUUCCUGCAAGUGGCGUUCCCAGUGCGCCUCAAAGCCAUCCAUAUGAUCAAUUGUCCCACGUAUCUGGAUCGCAUUGUGAGCGUGGUGAAGCCGUUCAUCAGCGAUGAGGUCUUCAGAUUGAUAAGAUUUCACACAUCCAACAUUGAAUCGCUGUACACGUUCGUGCCGCGUAUGAUGCUGCCCGAGGAAUACGGCGGCUGUGCCGGAUCGCUGGCCUCGCUGCGUGACCAGACCCAAAAGGUUCUGGCCGAGAAGCGGGACUAUUUAAUGGAUCCCAAUCAUUGGCACGUUGAGAAGCCCGAGAAGCGUAACGGUAAAUCGUGGAAACUGUUUAACUGAGGCGACUGCACUAAGACCUAUUGACAUUUUUUUUUUAUAGCUGUAUUAUUUGAAUUUGUUUGAUUUUUGUUGAUAAUUGUGUAGCUUUUGUAUUUGCUAUGUUGUGUGUUUGUAUAUAAUAUUGGAAAUAUGGGAUUGUUCCUUUGAGGCUUAUUAAACGGAU